Messenger RNA from Andrographis paniculata, 771 nucleotides. RefSeq names its product ubiquitin-40S ribosomal protein S27a-like. Gene Ontology annotation, cellular component: cytoplasm; ribosome; nucleus. The record is from RefSeq and is a predicted model, not a curated record. Gene Ontology annotation, biological process: modification-dependent protein catabolic process; translation; protein ubiquitination. The transcript has a single exon. The coding region runs from base 76 to 549 and encodes 157 amino acids. Gene Ontology annotation, molecular function: structural constituent of ribosome; ubiquitin protein ligase binding; protein tag activity. NCBI's taxonomy places the organism in Eukaryota, Viridiplantae, Streptophyta, Magnoliopsida, Lamiales, Acanthaceae.
CCCUCCGCUUCAUCUUUUUCGAUCGAUAGAGGCCUGCUUCUCUCAUCGGACCCCCUCUACUCAGCGGCUGCGAAGAUGCAGAUUUUCGUCAAGACCCUUACGGGUAAGACAAUUACCCUGGAGGUCGAAUCCUCCGACACCAUCGACAACGUCAAGGCCAAGAUUCAGGAUAAGGAAGGCAUCCCUCCGGAUCAGCAACGUCUGAUUUUUGCCGGAAAGCAGCUCGAGGAUGGCCGCACACUCGCUGAUUACAACAUUCAGAAGGAGUCGACUCUACACCUGGUCCUCCGCCUCCGCGGUGGCGCUAAGAAGCGAAAGAAGAAGACCUACACCAAGCCGAAGAAGAUCAAGCACAAGAAGAAGAAGGUCAAGCUCGCCGUCCUCCAGUUCUACAAGGUUGACGACUCUGGAAAGGUGCAGAGGUUGAGGAAAGAGUGCCCAAACAACGAGUGUGGUGCGGGGACAUUCAUGGCCAAUCAUUUUGACAGGCACUACUGUGGUAAGUGUGGGCUCACUUAUGUCUACAAUAAGGCCGGUGGGGGCGAUUGAGAUUUGUAGUUUCACUCACCUUCGAGACUACAUAUAAAAGAAGGAAGGAGGAACGCUUUGUGAUUUGUCUUGGAUUUUGAUGUCAUGCAUUUCAGGUGUUGUUUGGGUUUAAGAUUUUAUACUCGAGUACUAUGCUUCCAAUUGAGACUAGCUAGAUUUUGUUCUCAUUUUAAUCCGGAAUUAUCAUAAUGACUUGAGAGUAUUGACAAAUGUUUUUCUUCA